AUGGCUGAGCUCUCAAACACAAUCACGGAUCUUAAAAGAGACAAAAUCUUCAUCCAAGAAAAACUCACAGCUGCAAAGGAAGACGCAAGUAACAAACAGAAAUCGCAUUCUCGUCAAAUGAGUGUUCUAGCUGACAAGAGUGAUGUUCUGCGAAGAAGGCUUGCUGCAAAGUUUGAGAAACUGUCACAGAUUGUUUUAGCUUCUCAGGAAGUUAGCAGUGAAUCUGUUGCAGAGAUAUUAAAGUCCACUGCAAAGGAGAUCGAGGAAAUGUGGUUUCAAAAGGAUAACUGCAUCAUCUGUACUCUUGAGAAACCAAACUGUGUGGUCAUUCCUUGCCGUCAUCAGAUUACUUGUUUCAAGUGCACAUCUUUUCUGGAAACUUGUUCUUACUGUAGAGGGCCAAUUUAUGAAAGGAUUCUUACUUAUGGCUUGUAG
This is a messenger RNA of Porites evermanni, 435 nucleotides long. The record is from the annotation of a GenBank genome assembly. Lineage: Eukaryota; Metazoa; Cnidaria; Anthozoa; Scleractinia; Poritidae.